This is a messenger RNA of Limanda limanda (common dab), 1667 nucleotides long. RefSeq lists its product as uncharacterized. The record is from RefSeq and is a predicted model, not a curated record. NCBI's taxonomy places the organism in Eukaryota, Metazoa, Chordata, Actinopteri, Pleuronectiformes, Pleuronectidae. Gene Ontology annotation, molecular function: sequence-specific DNA binding. The transcript is spliced from 4 exons. The coding region runs from base 293 to 1162 and encodes 289 amino acids.
CUCAACCAUCGAAGAGAUGUGCGCCAUUUUGGCUCAAACAAAGUAAGAGUGGUUUUACCUCAGACUCACUACUUUGACCUGUAUUAAUUAAAAUACCAUGUAGACACCCGCAGGACGGCACUCCGGUUUCCACCAGGGGACACUUAACGAACGUGUAACUUUUUCUCGCUUUUACAACGCGUGGUUACUUCUCUACGAAGUGAUGAUCCCAUCCCCAGCUGAGCUCCAGAUCCAGACAAGCUAACUUCACCUCCUGCUGCACCAGAGCUGAGCCCUGAUCCCUGCUGCUGCCAUGGGAGGCUGCUCCGCUCCCAACUGCUCCAACUCCACCAGCAUCGGCAAGCAGCUGUUCCGGUUCCCCAAAGACCCGGUGCGGAAGAAGAAGUGGGUGGUGAACUGUCGCCGAGACUUCGAGCCCACUGCUCACUCCCGACUGUGUCAGGAUCACUUUGAGCAGAGCCAGUUUGAGGAGAUAGCCAGGUCUCCAGCCGGGGGCAGGAAGCUGAAGCCCAAUGCCAUCCCUACUCUGUUCAGUGUUGGAGAGCCUCCGUACCCUGCAGUCACCACUCCAUACAUCCUGAUGCCCCUGAAACCCGAACCUGUGGAGAAGGAGCUGAACUUUGGGGACCAUGGCUAUGCCCGGCGCACCCCCCUGCCCGGCAUGGACGAGGAGGAUGCUGACAUGACGGGCGAGGACCAGCAGCCGUGCACACAGUGUCAACUCCUCAAGAAGCAGCUGGAGCAGGAGAUGCAGCACACUGCCAGGCUACAGAAGGAGGCAGAGGAGAUGAAGAAACGUCUUUAUCGGCUGGACCGGAUCGAGAAGGGCCUCCAGAACUUUCUAUACGAGGACCAGAUCCGCGCCCUGUCCCUCACCAAGCGCUCCCGUCGGGCCGUCUGGUCUCCCGAGACCAUCCUGAAGGCCCGAAAGAUCCGCUGCGCAGUCGGCACCAAAGGCUACGAGUACCUGAGAGAGCUGGGAUACCCGUUACCCUCAUACCGGACUCUGUGUAACCGCCUGGAGACUAAGAUCAUGGUGACAACUGACAUGAGCUGUGAGGAGCUGGCAGAGCUGGGACUCGGGCUCAUGGCCACCUGUGACAGUCCCACACAGGUUGUUGGGGACAAUGACGAGGAGGAACUGAUUGGUGUUUUGUCCUGAUGCUGGCAGUUGACUUGAUCUAUUGACUUGAGCCAAAGAAGGAAUGUGCAGGAUCAGCUGUGUUAAACAUCUUCGGAUGUGUUGUCAAGUGAAAGGAGAACGGCACUUCAUGCUUGUUAUCUUAUCUCUGAAAGAUUAAAGUGUCGAUAUAAAUGCUUCUCUUGACAGACAUUGAAAGUUCACAGGUUGGGAUACUGAUCUGCACUAAGAAGACACAGCUUCGCUCUGUGAGAUGCUUGGGCUUGGAGCUCGCUCAGGUUUUACGCUCAUGGUGUUCCCUAGCAUGGAGAUGCUUAGUUACAGCACAAGCUUGAACAUGUGACAAGUCAUACCGUGUAGUAGUCUGGGAAAGCAGACUACCACUAAGGUUGAGUGUUGUGUGUACAUAAACAUAAUUUGCACAGAGCCAGUUGAAUUCAUUGCUUGGGUUCCAAGUGUUCCACACCUGAGGUAUUGAGGGUUUCUCUGAUUGUGUUCCAUGCAAAAUAAAACCACACUCACCUGA